CAACUAGAGCAAAUACAAACACUUUGCAAAACCAUUGCUGUGAUUUGUAUUCAUAAUAAAAGAAUUUUGAAUUGCCAUUGUCAGAGAGAAGUACAAUUUUGAUUGAAAAAAGAGUUUGUAAUGAGUGUGUUUGGUUGUAAUAUAGAGUUAAUAUCCGAUAAAAGAUCUUAAUAAAAGCGGGCUUCUGACUUGAUAGCAGGACGAUAAAAUUUGAAAACGGUGCCAAGCAGCACUGCAACCCCACCAACGCGUCGCAGUUAACGUCGCAGUAGCGUUGCCAUCAUUGUACCUAUCAUAUUUUGUUCGUUUCAAUCCAUCCGCGGUUCAGAGGAGCAGAGCAAGACUUUUAAAUGCGCCCAGAAUCCUUCCGGAUAUAAAACGGGACAGAUAUAAGCACACGCUUAUAUUUCAUUUCAGUGGAAAAUCUACAUCAACUUUUACUAUUGCAAAUCAAGACACUAGGAAGAGUAGAAAAUGAACAUUAGUGGCGGAGAUACUAGUGGUACAAAACUAGUAAGUCACAGGACCAGUAAUAUUGUAUCAUCAACUUUAAACAACAAUAGCCCUUUAACUUAUAUGCCCCAAGUGGCAUUCAUUACACCAGCAGUUGAACCCACACCGUUUCCUCCGAAUUCUUGUAAUAAAAAUACAAAGCAGCCGUGUUCAUCUUCUGCUCCAUCUGUGAUGAGCGUAAUUAGUUGUGCCAGCAACAUUAUGAAUAACGAACACAAUAACGCAGGUUUCGUAAUGUCAAAAAAUAUUCAUAAUAACUCUACUUUAUCGGCAUCAGCAGCCACUUUGACUAUUAACGCUCGUGGAGAUCCAAAUUCACACACGCCAAACAGUAUAGGAGUCCAAGCAAGUGGAACAAAUAUCAAAAUAGAAGGAGAAGCUUUGCAAAUGCUUCAAAAUUCCGUAAUUCCAGCUUCUAUACUAGUACGUAACCACCAACAAUACAGUGCACAUGGGAAUUCCAAAAGCACAGUUGACACAGCAACCCGUGGUGGUGUUGGGAAUAGGUCAACGUCUUUAACAACAUUGAAUCAAGAACUUGUCAAACAAAUAGUUGUUGGUAACCCACAAAAACAUGGUGUCCUACCACAAUUGACCGGAACAAAUACAAACAAUUCUCUUAAUUCAACUGAAACUCUUCUUAAACCAACAUCAACCAUUACCAAUCUUGGAGGAAUCAAGCAACAAAACUCUUCCAAUAAAUCUACAACAAAUCUGACUCAAACAUCAGUAUCUUGUGCGGCAUCAACAACUCUACUAAGCUCAAUAGGUACAUCUCCAGCAAUAAAAAAGCAAUCUCAACAACUCAAUGCGUUACAAAAUCCAUCAAGUUUGUUACAAACACCUACUAAUGCGAAACUUCCUUUAUCAGAAGCUGCUAAAAUAGCAGCCGGUGGCUCAAGUAAAAAACGUAAAGAGUUGAGAACUGAUGAGUGUUCUACAGAUUUUACAUUUAACUCUCAACAAAGUAUACCUCCAAAAACACCUACUUCAACGCUGGAUACAGCAAUUCAAACUAAAGUGCCCAUUAUGAAAACUACGUCGGUUACAAAUUCGUCAGUAAAUAAUAGCGGCUCGUUUAAGGUAGAAAUCGAUUUGACUAAACCUGUUUUGGUACAACCAAAACUUGUUGAAAAGCAGGAAUCACUUCUUAAAGUACGCCCUGUUCAACGUGUUACUGAAAGUAGCACUAGCCCGCGUUCAAAACGUUCUAAAUCACUGAGCUGCGCUUUCAAGGAGGUACACCUAACGAAUGCCCCAGUCAUUUUGAAACCGUCACUAACAUUUUUACUAUCAUCCCAGCAUACAUUGUCAGAACGUCGUCAUUCAACCACAUCUGAAGGUAAAAAUCUAAAACACAAAACUAGUCCUCCGCGUCGUAAACAGACAUUGAAUUCCAAAUGUAAUGUUAUUGGAAACGAAUAUGAGAUCAUUGAUCUGAUUGACUACAAUGAGGAGGAACACGAAUUCAACGCUGAUAAAGAACAAACAACAAAUGCGGAAAAAGAAAAUAAUGUCAUAGGAUCACCAAUGGAUGAAGACAUAAUAGAAAACCAGCAAGAUUCGACAAGCAACAUGAAACCACCGCCACCAUUCAAUGUAACUGAUAGAAAUUCAUUAUAUAAUACCCCAAAAGAAGUCACUAAAGACGUUCAUAAUAUAGAGGAAUUACCAAAAUUAUCAUCUACUAAAAAAAAUUCAGAGAAGUAUACAUCUAUCGAAGACGAUCAUAUUGAAGAGCCGUCAAUAAAAUUUGAAAUUAUGAUGAAAGAUGUUGAAUAUCAAACGAGACCACAACAAACUGUUCAAUCUGAGAAGACCGAAAUUUCAAUCCCAGACACAAAAGUCGAAGAUACACAUGCUUCUAUAGAGCACAAUCAAGAUUCGUUAGAAAAAUCACUAUAUUGUGAUGAAAAAAUCUCAGUUAGCUCUACAUCUUCAGCAUCUACCUCAUCCAGUCGUCAAAGUUUGCAUGACGAUUUACAAAUGUCGACAUCUUCCAACAUUACUCAAAACAUGCCAAUCAAACCCAACCAACCCAGCACUUCAGCAGCUUUUGUUAAUACAUUAGCAGCGCUACCUCCCGUUAAAGCCAUUACAAACGCUACAGAAGACUCAUUAUCGUGUGCUUUAAAAAUGUUAUCCAACUUCAAUAUGCUAACCUGGAAUCAACGCGUCGGUAAUGCACGUGGCACCAAUAUGCGCUUCCAAUUGAACGAAUUCAAUCUUAUUGAAAUAAAUGAACGUUGCUCGCCACGAACACGUAUUUACACAGCUUAUGAGAAACCCAUAUAUGAGCGAGAAUCAGUGCCAUAUUUAAGUGAAAGUGACAAAGGCUUAUUGUAUUUGUGUAGGCGCUGUAAUUGCCAUGGACCAGCUCUGGAUUUUUUGGCACCAGAAUUUUGUUCUUUGGAUUGCUUGAAGCGAGAAUCCCGAAAGCGUCGACAUGAAGAAUAUACCACCUUUUCACGCAAGAGGAAAACUCAAGAAUCGUACGUUCCAGCUCCAAGCAAGAAAUCUUUCCGUUGGUCAACAUAUCUCCCAGAAAAGUUCAAUGCCAUUGCAGCACCUGUAAAUCUAUUCAUUAAUCCAUUUCCAACAGGGCCCAAUCGUUUUCAGAUUGGCAUGAAGUUGGAAGCUAUUGACCCAGAAAAUUGCUCACUAUUUUGUGUUUGUACGAUUGUUGAUAUACAAGGGUAUCGCUUGAAGUUAACAUUUGAUGGUUAUGAAUAUAUGUACGACUUCUGGGUGAAUGCCGAUUCGAUGGAUAUUUUUCCACCAGGCUGGUGUGCGAAAACUAAACGUAUUUUGCAGCCUCCAAAGGGAAAAACUAUUGAUCAAUUUAACUGGCUGUCAUAUUUAACUGAAUGUAAAUCUAUAGCAGCCCAACGUGCGCUAUUUACACAUUUGAAUGCAUCUUUGGGCACACAUAAUCCAUUUAAGAUUGGAAUGCAUUUGGAAGCCGAAGAUCUCAAUGACACCGGCAAACUAUGUGUUGCUUCAGUUUCGGAUGUAUUGGACAAUCGCAUACGUGUACAUUUUGAUGGUUGGGAUGAUUGUUACGACUACUGGGUGGAAAUUAGUUCACCGUACAUUCAUCCUUGUGGCUGGCAUGUAGGACGGCACCAAUUAAUCGUACCCCCUGAAUUUGAAAAUACUACAUUCUCUUGGACUGAUUAUAUAAAAAAUCAUGGCAGUGGCAUGGCCGCAACAGAAGAGAUGUUUUCCACCCGCGAUCCCAUAGAUUUCAAGCCGAAUAUGAAAUUGGAGGUGGUCGAUCCACGUAAUGCCUCACUAAUACGUCCUGCUACAGUUGUCGGUCGCAAAGGGCAUCGCGUUAAAUUACAUCUCGAUUGCUGGCCAAGUAAUUAUUGCUUUUGGUUGGAAGAUGAUAGUGCAGAUUUGCAUCCGAUUGGUUGGUGUGAAGCUACUAGUCAUGAUCUAGAACCGCCACCUGGUUAUAAAAUGCGCUCAACAAAGGUGGUGUGUUCAACUUUUGGAUGUCGCGGCAUCGGUAAUGCCAAACGACUGUAUUUAAAUACACAUACGACACAAGAUUGUUGCCCUUAUGCAGCGGAGAACUGGAGACAAAAAUGCGAAAAGCCACCGCGUUUGGAACAUGAAGAGAUUGUACGCUCAGAAUCUGUGGGCAAACGUGUUAUGAAACAAAAGCAGCAGCAACCAUUAAAAUGGAAGCAAUCUCAGCCACCCACCCACGCAAAUUUGAACGAAGCCGAUAUAUUGCAACAUAUUCAGCUUUUGGAUAAUAUAAAGACACGUCACAUCAUUCAGCAGGAAAAACCGCAGCAUAAACAAACUACGCCGGAAAGUACAAACAGAAUCGGAAUCGGCUCUAAAAGAGAACAACAACAAACAUUAAUAAAAACUGAACGUAUUGACAAGUCUACUGUAAACGCUGUAAAAGUUUACCAACCAUUGGAAAGCACCUCUGCGGAACAAUCAACAUCUCUACUAAUACCACAAAUAAAAAUUGCUAAAGAGUUUCUCUGUGACUAUGGUCCGCGUCUUCAACAGAACUAUAAUAUCUGGCAGCGCAAUGUCGCUUUCGAUAUGCAACGUAUUAAACGCAACCCUCUGCUUUGGUCAACAAAGGAUACGUGUGCUUUUGUCCAGUGUGUACUACGGAACGCCGACAUAACAGAAAUGUUUUUGCGUGAGGAUAUCGAUGGUAGUGCGCUUUUGCUGCUGCAGCAAUCCGAUCUUACCGAAACUCUCGGUUUGAAAUUAGGACCCGCCGUAAAGUUGUUUUCAUGCAUUCUGCAACUACGUACUCUGGCCGUUCUCAAAUUCAAUGUGAACGCACAAAGUUGCAAUUAACACUUCUCAUUGCAGUUCGUUCUCCCAGCCAAAUUUGUUUUAUAUGCAGCCAAUGUUGUAUGCAUGUAUGUAUAUUUGUUAUUGUUGUUGAAUUACAAUACAUCAAUUAUUUAAUUCGAAUUGGUAAAAUAUUUUGCAAAGCAAUUGCAAUUGAAAAUAUUGUUGUUGUAGUUGUUGGUUUUUCAGAAACCUUUCUCAUAGAAUUUUGAGGUAUGCUACUGUGUUGGCAGUCCUUUGAAAGUAAAACUCGCUUGUUUUCCCACAAAGAUAAUAGAGAACCUUAAUGCGUUUGUAUAUUUUAGAUUUGUCUAAAAAUGUUUUAUUAGCAAUAAGUUAUGAUAAUAUGUUUGCCAUAUUAAUGUAUGUAUAUUGAAACAUCCCGAUUUGUUGCUCUUAUAUACUUUUUACACAAUACUUUAUUUUAAAUAUUAAGUUUGCAAAUUUAGCCAACGACAAUGCGACCUACAUAUAUAAAAUUGAAUUUAGAACUAUCUGUAUAUGGGCUAGCUACUCCAAAUGUGGGUGCUAACAGCAUCCACGCCAUUGAUCUGUAAAUAUGAAUUCACACUGUGUAGAUUUUUUAUUAUAAAACUGUAAAAGAUAUGAUAAAUCAUGAUAAUAAAUAUAUUAAAUAAUAUCCACAA
Zeugodacus cucurbitae (melon fly) is the source of this 5495-nucleotide messenger RNA. RefSeq names its product lethal(3)malignant brain tumor-like protein 3 (gene l(3)mbt). Gene Ontology annotation, biological process: regulation of DNA-templated transcription. Lineage: Eukaryota; Metazoa; Arthropoda; Insecta; Diptera; Tephritidae. The coding region runs from base 475 to 4851 and encodes 1458 amino acids. Gene Ontology annotation, cellular component: nucleus. The transcript is spliced from 5 exons. The record is from RefSeq and is a predicted model, not a curated record. Gene Ontology annotation, molecular function: protein binding; zinc ion binding; sequence-specific DNA binding.